Messenger RNA from Dentiscutata heterogama, 137 nucleotides. The record is from the annotation of a GenBank genome assembly. Lineage: Eukaryota; Fungi; Glomeromycota; Glomeromycetes; Diversisporales; Gigasporaceae.
GUAAGCCACGAUUAGCAUUAACCUUUCAUUUAUUAAUCAACAAGACCAAAUCUAUAUCUAAGUCUGGUGGUUCUUUACCUGAGUUUCAAGAUCUACUAUUUUCGCCACUUAAACAAUCUAGGCAAGGAAUAUACCAG